CGGUCAAAACCUUUUUAAAGGCAUGGGAGUCACAUGUGUUCUGAAGGCAGCCAAAAAAGAAUACUCUGUCAUUGGACGGAUUAGCAAAUUUCCCAAGAAGAUUGGUUUCAAAUACUCUCCUUCCAUACUUGUGAAAGAAAAUAACAUAGUCAAACUUGAUGCACAAUCGGAAUUGAACUAUGACGGAAAGAGCAAAGUAGUGGGGAUGUUUAAGCUUGAUAAAAUCCUUGCAAAUCCGAUUCAUACCUCUUUUAUAGCAGCUCUAAACACUGGCAAAAACAAGAACAAACAACUCUUCAAAUUGACUGCAAAAACGAAAUGCAUCAUCUCCAAGAUUAACAUUGAGGUUGAAAAAAGAAAUGCUGGUAUAUUGAGCCGUAUGCUUGUGUCUUAUGCAUCUCCGUCCUGUAAACCCAAAUGGAGUGAACAAUUUCUUCUCACCACAAAGGCACGAGUUGUCAAAAGCAAAAAUGCUAAAAUCUACUAUGGAAGUGCAGUCUUUUCAGAUAAGAAUAAUAAAAACAGAGGCUUCACUGCUAAGGGUAAAUUGACCAAAACUCCAGGACAUUAUGAUGUUAACGGUGACUUCACCUAUGGUAACCCAAAAGACAAAGCAACCAACAACGUGAAAUUUAACGCCGCUGUUAACUACAAAAUAAAACCUAUUGCACGGGAGUUCAGCUUUUUUGUGUCAGCUAAAAGCCCCAAAAAGAUCAACUACCAAAUGAACGGGACACUUUUCUACACUCACAUCUGGCCACUGAGGAAAGUAGACAUUUCUACUGCAAUGCAACUUUCAAAUAAAGUAAGCAAAGCUGGUAUAUUUUACAGCAAUGUCAAAGUUAAGGGUCUUCAGAAAACUGAGGGAAAAGUUUCUCUGGAUACUCCUCACAGAGACAUGGGAAUAGAAGUAAAAAUUGACCAGCUUACCAGCAGUACUUAUAACAGUAGUGCUUCUGUGCAAUGGCAGAAAGGACGAAGUGCCAGUAUAGAAACUAUGUUGAAAAAUACCCCUCAGGUUUCCCAUAUAGAAAACACUGUUAAGUUUCCCAACAACAAAAAUGUUAAACUGAUAGUCACUGUCAAUAAGAGUAACAACAAUUAUAAUGGUUUUUCUAUGCUUCAUGCUGAUGAAGGCACCUUAAGCAACCAAAAAAUUGAUUUGAAAGCUAAAUCUAAAUAUAACAGGAAUGGAGCAGAUACAACCGGAGAGGUGAAUUUGGAACUAGAAUCAGAUGCAUCCAAAAAGUUUAAGUUUACAGCAAGCCGUCAUAAUACCAAUGGGCAAAAGACGACCACCGAAAUAGACUUAGCAACACCAUUUGAAGCUCUUAAAAGUUACUCUGACAGUAUUGAACAAACAGUCGAUAAUAAACAAUUAUCUUAUAGAAGAAAAAUACAAUGGAGGAGCAACGGAAAUGAAAAUGAUAUUCAAACUGACCUGAAUUACAACUGGGCAAUCCAAGAAUUUGAUUGCAAUUAUCACUCAUCAAUAAAUAGCAUCCCAACUGAUAUGGAACUAUUAUUUAAAAAUAGUGCAAACAAGAAAAGUGCCCUGUUCAAAGUGAACCACAACAAACCAAAUCCUCUUAUUUUUAUAAAAAUGGAUCAUGCUAGAGAUAGGCGUCAGGUAACAACAGAUGCAAGCCUCAUGUUUGAUAUGUAUAAUUCUAAUGGAAAUGUCAAGUUUGCCAUGCAGAAAGAUGACAGAGAAAUUACUUUUAGCGGAGAUGUUAAUGUUAAAAUUUCUAAUCACAGACUUGAAAGUACAUAUUCAUUGAAACAUAACGAUGCUGAAUCUUCAAUUAAGCUCAAUUAUACCAGCAAUCUCCAUAAAAAUAGAAACCAAGGAUCAAUAUCAACUGUUGUUACCAAGAACUUGCCUGGAAAUGUGAAAGCUGAUGUCUCUGUGACACUUAACAACAAACCACAACUGAAGAUGGUUGUCAACUCUGUCUGGUCGAAAGGGAAUGUAGAUGUGAAUGUAGAAGUGACAGACCAUAAUGCUAAAAUGAUCGCUGGUUCCUUUAACCUCAAUCUGUCUGGUACAAGGAAGACAUCUCAUGCUGAAAUUAAAUCAGAUUCCACUGAUAUCACAUUCAGUGCAGCUGUUGAUUUCCAAUCUGAUCACAAUAUUGAUAGCGAAUUGCAAAUGGGAUAUAACGGAAAGAACCUGCUGUUAUCUGGAAACUAUAAGAAAGAAUCAUCUAAUCAUAAAAUAAAUGCUAAUUUCGGACUUCCUGACGGCAGACAAAUUAAGAUGCAAACGUCUUUUAACAACGCUGCAAAGAAAUCAUUCUCUUUCAAUGUAGAGAGCGAAGAUUUUAUGGACAUGGUCUUUUCUGUUCAGCAAGACAAUAAGAACUUUAUGGUAGAUGCAUCAGUCAAAGUAUUGCCAUAUUUGGAAAAAACACAGUUGAAAGCCAGUUUGACCAGAGAUAAAAUGUUGGAGGCUUCAGCUGAACUGGAAACACCGUUUGAAUCUAUAAAACAGGCGAAAGCAAUUGUGUCAUUGGAAAUUGAUGGAAAAAAACAAGACACAAUCAACGUUAAGACCUUCCUGAACUCUAAGAAAUUCUCCAGUUUCAAGCUUGUUUACAAUAUUAGAAGUUUAAAAGAUUUCAGUGUGAAGAUAACCGUUAGCACGUUACACAGGAAGUACAAUGAGUUCUUGUUUGAUAUCACACACAGAGGAGACUGGAUGAAUUUUGAUUCUAAUGUAGAGAUGAAGGCGGGCAAUAUAUUCAUGCUUAAGUCCACUUGGAAGAAUGGCCAACAUAACACAGAUCUUGAUUUCAGUGCGACUGUGCGUGAUAGAACUUGGGUGUUUCAGCUUGUUAAAAGUAACUCAGAAUUGACAUCCAACGUAACCUACAAAAUAAGACAGAAGGACCAGUAUACAGCUCAUAUGAAGUUAAAUGGCAAGCAAGGCAGUUUACAACUCACAGCUCCAGGAGAUAAGAAAUUUAAUGCUGACAUGACCAUCAAUCCAAAUGAUCACGUGGCCAAACUUGACUUGAAACUUUCCAUUCCGUCCGACGCCAGUGAACUGAUGUUGACCUUCUCAGGUACUUUGGCGUCAUUCAACUUCCAAGCUGAUUUCACUCACAACACUGACAAAUACAUAGUCACUGUAUCCAACAAAGAUAAACUAUUGGAAGUCACUGUCGCAACUCCUUUGAUAAAUUCAAAAAUGGACUUAACAAAGAACGGAGGUUGGGACAUGUUCACAAUGAACCUUGAAGCCAAAUAUCACAACAUUGAAAAGCAGUUAAUUCUUUCCGUAGUAAAAGACCAUAAAAAGAUUAAUGUUGAUCUCAGUGCUCCUGCAUGUGAAAUACAGUUCCAUUGGGAUAACAACAAUAUUGAAAAUGGAAUGGUGAGUAUUUCACUGAAAAAAUUCAAGUUUGAAGUGGUCUAUACUGACAAGGAUGCCAAGCCAAAGACUUUAUCUUUGACCUUCUCCACACCAAAACACAAUCUUGUUAUGAAGAUGAGUAUUGAUGUCAAGAAAAAUGGCAUUGAUGGGAACGUUUUAACCACUUACAAUGAGAAGAAACUUAAUCUAGAUGGUUCCUAUAAAACCGUGGAUCAAAAGAAGAUUUUCAAAGGAAAGAUGGAGACUCCAACUUCCACUUAUGAUUUAACAGGUACACUUACUGGUAAAUUGAAGAAGUUCAAAAUUACAAUCAAAUUGCAGCACGACAAGGAUGCCUAUGAAUUAACAAUGUCAAACAAAGCUUUCAAGACAUUAAACCUGAACAUGUGUGCACCAGGUUUCAAAUUGAAGAUGGACUUUGAAGGAGAACUGCAGAAAUUUAAGUUUUUCACGAGUAUGAACAUUGGCAAAAAGCAAUUCAAAGGUGUGAUUUCCAAUGAAAACUAUUGGAAAGGUUUCAAUGCUGACAUUACAGCUGACUUGGCAAAUUUUGAAAUGAAAUGGGAAUUUGACAGUGACAUGAGAAAAAUGCUUCUCAGCACCCAGUUACAAGGGAAACAAAAUAAAUAUUCAUUAAGUUCAUCUAUAAACAUUGAUACUCACUCAUACUCAUUGUCUAUCAUGUUGCCAUGGUUCAUUUUGAAGGCAAAUAUUAUGAAUGGUUUCCAAUCAUCCAAUAUGGAAACCAAGCUGGUAUUUAGCCAUGGCACUUAUGAAUUAACUGCUUUCCAGGAUAGUAAUAGCUUCAAUAUGACCGCCACUCGACAGGGUAAGCAAAAACUUGACAUCCUAGUGACUAAGACGUCUGCCAUGUUGCGUUUCCAGAAUAAAAAUGACAUCCACGAAUAUCAUUUUACUUUUAACAAGGCAGGAGUUUCAGUUAACCUUUCUUCUUUUGGCAACACAGCUGAAGGGAAUGUAAAGUUUAAUGACAACAUGAAUGAAUUUUCUAUCAAUGCCCAGCUACUGAACAAGGGAAACACUUACAAACUGGAAGCCUCAAAUGACAAAUACAAACAAAUUAAAUUCCAUACAAUCAUGCCUAAUGGUAAAGUGCUUCUCUUCCUGUUCGAUAAUACCGGCAAUUCGAAAGAUGGUAAAAUCCGAGCAACAGUUAAGUAUAAUAAAUUCAAUAGUGAGCUCAAUCUUAGAUGGUUAGAUGAUAAAAGCAAUGCUGUAUUCCGUAUAGAAUUAAAGGCUUCUUCAGAGAAGACAAGAGCCAUCUUCAAUUAUAAACUACAAUUUGAGCCUGUAAUGGAAAUACUUGUUACCUCACUUGAUAUCACCAUUAACAACAGAAAGAGUUCAAUAAUAUCAACUAUACGUCUGUCAAAUGGUGUGGAUGGUUCCAUUGUACUUGAUGAUCCUUAUACUGGUCGUGCUGAGCUGACGUUCAAGAUCAAGCCAUGGGAUAUGAACAACUUUAAAUCAAAUUGGGUGCUCAACUAUAAUCUGACAGGAAAUGUCACCAUUACAUACGAACAUUCUUUGACAGAAACCUCUUUCAAGAGCAUUGGUAAUCUCGAAAGUGGCAAUAACAAACUUGCAAAUUAUAAGAUGGAAGUAAACUUCCAAGAUCGUAACUAUGGUUUCAAGGCAGAUCUUAAAAAUGGAAAAUAUAAUAUCAACUGUAAAGGGUCUUUUAAAGAUGGCCAGAAGGAUAUCAACAUUCAGGUGAAAACUCCAUACAGAUAUCUGAGAGAUGUGACUUUUUCAGCUGAAUUAUACUCAAACAGAAUGCUCAAAGUUAGUGCCACCUUCCCUAGACAGUUCUAUGCAGCCAAGAUGGACUGGAAAAGUGACAGUCUUACUACCGAGAUUGACUUACACAUGGAUCGCGUGGACAAACUGAAGCAAUUUAAGAUUAUCUUGUUCUAUGUGAAUGCUGAUGAAAGAGCUACUGUCUCCAGACAUACCACCUUCACACUGAUCCAGGGCGAUACUGUUUUGACUACAAAAAUCAACUGGAAGAAAUCACAUAACAUGUAUAUGUCUAAGGGAGAAUUUAGUUGGGGAGAAGCAGAUGACCAGAAAGUCGGUGCUGAGCUUCGUAUAAAGACAGCCGAGAAGAAAGAAGUGUCCCUCAUUUUGAUGUCACAUCAUCGUAACUCUGUCGUGACCUGCAGUCAAGAAUCUGGUCGGGACCGACGCAACAUCAUGUGUGCACUGACGCCGGAUGCUAGCAAGAAAAAUAACAAGAUUGGAAUCAAUGCUGACAUAUUCAAUUACGACAAUAAAAAGAUAUUUGACAUCACCAUCAAAUUACCCAAUCAGAAAAAUAGCUUGAAACUGAAAACGGUUAUCAAUGGACCUAACGGAGACUCCCUGGGCAGUAUCCGUACACAGCUUAGUUAUGAUGAAAAUGUUCGUAAAACAUUGACUAUUGAAGCAAAAAUGAACAACAACAAUGGCAACUACACACUCAACGCCUAUUUUGAACAUCCGUACUCAAACUUAGCUUUGGAAAUUUUGGCUUUCGCCACUGCACCACAGCAUAGAUACAGUACUGGAGUAGAACUGAAAUAUUUGACUUCCAAACGUAGUCAAAAAAGCUUUAAAUUCUUUGCAGACAUCGACAAGAGGAGACGUGAAAUGAAAAUUGAGGCGAUCACACCCAAGAAUCAACUCGAAAUUUUUGGCUCUGCUGUCAGGGAUAACCAAUUCGAAGUGACUUUGAAAAAAAUGGAAAAUGGUAUGAAAGACAGGCAAGUUACAGCAACAAUCAGCCACGAUGCCAAGAGUUGGUUCUUUGAAUCGAGCUACGACCUAGACGAUCCUAAGAAGCAGCUCCGCAUGAGAGCAGAAAUGAUGAAUAGGAAGUUAAUGGCGAAGGUAAUUAGAGUCAUGGGACAACAGGUUAACAAAGAUGGAAGGAUGAGCAUUGAGUUAAAGCCCUCAAGUAUUUUGCUUGCCCAGAUUUUCUGGAACCCAGACACUGUCAAUGAACUAAACGAUUAUUGUUAUGCCAUGUUGCAGCACUACGGCAACGAGAUGAAGUUAUUAGGAGACAGAAUUGGUGAAUUCCUGUCUAAGGAGAUAUCAACAAAAGGUAAACUGAUGAAGGAAUCCUUCAAUGAACCCCUGGAUACAAUAACCAAUUUCAUGUCUUCGGAGUAUGACCAUUUCUCAAACGAGGUUGCCAACCAUGCCAGGAGAAUCGGUGAAUUUUAUGAAAGAAAUUCUUUCUAUAUAAAGUCUGCCUUGGAUCUUUGGGACUCAAUGUGGGUCAGUUUCCAAAGAGAGAUCGAGAACUUAUGGAGAUAUGUUGAAAACUUCAACAUGAGAAUGAUGGACAAAUUGGAUGAAGCCAAGAUGCACAUGGAGUAUUAUUACAUGUACUUUCAACGACAGUACCUGAUUUACAAAGCGAAGAUGUCAAGGAAAAUUGAUGAAAUGUUUCACUACAUGCAAGAACAGUACAACAGUGCUCUUCAACAUUUGCAUUAUCUGCGACAAGAAAUCCAAAUGUACAUCAACAAGUUCCCGGCCAUUGUUAAACGUGAGUAAGACAAUCGUUUUCUAAUAUAUAUUGCU
Octopus bimaculoides (California two-spot octopus) is the source of this 6973-nucleotide messenger RNA. RefSeq lists its product as uncharacterized. NCBI's taxonomy places the organism in Eukaryota, Metazoa, Mollusca, Cephalopoda, Octopoda, Octopodidae. Gene Ontology annotation, molecular function: lipid carrier activity. The record is from RefSeq and is a predicted model, not a curated record. Gene Ontology annotation, biological process: lipid transport.